CAGUCGCUAACAUGAUGUGGCAAAACGAUGCUCGUUACCAGGCCCUCCUCGUCUGACGACCAAAAACGACGACGGCAAGGGCCCCCGUCGCGAAAAAACCGACGCCGGGCGUCCGAACGAAUUAUGUAAUAAACACGACGUCGCGGCGACUCUCGCAAGUGUGAACAGUACAAAAAAAAAACAAACCAGGGCGAACGUAAACAACCGCCGCUCGAAGGAAACCAAGUAGGCUAAGACGACACCGAAGUUCGUUUAUAAUAAUCAUAGAAUCCGACACCCGACCAAAACCGAUGUUAUUUAAGUUAUCUGUGGAACACGAUCUGACAAAGGCUGUGCUGACGACGAAAAAACAACGCUUCUUCUUCUCCAACCCACCAUCCUCGUAUAACGAAACGAAAAAAAUAUAGAGAAAAGAAAACGAAAAAUCGAAUACAAAGAGUGAACCCAAAAUGGAAUCGCCGGAAAUAGAGGAACUGACGCUAUGCGGCUUCUGCAAGAAGAAGUUCAACGACACCGACCAGAGCCCGAAGCUCCUCUCGUGCAAGCACUACUUCUGCCUGCAGUGCAUGAGGACGAACCUCAGCAAGAGCGCCAAGGAACUGUACUGCGUGUACUGCUGGAAGAAGACGGACCUGGGCGAGCUGGGCCCCGAAAGCCUGCCCACCCACAAUCCGGUCCUGUGCCUCACCAAGAACUUCUCGCAACUGAAGCUGUUCUCCACCAACCCGACCAGCGGCGGCAGCAGCGAGAAGACCACAAAGGUGAUAUCGGAGAACUGCCACACGCACGCGAUGCCGCUGGCUCUGUGGUGCACGACAUGCGCGUCGCCCGUGUGCAGGGCGUGCGCGACGACUAGCGACCAUUCGAACCAUCAGAUCAAAUCUCAGAACGACGCCAAAGACCAGCUCAUCACCGAGCUACAAGUCGACCUGUCCUCGAUGACCAAGAUGCUCUCCGAAAUACAGAGGCUGGCCUCACAGCAGCGCGAAUUCCUGCUGAAGGUACUCGAGGCCUGCGUCACGCUCAAGACGCACGUAGAGGCCGACCUCACCAACAACGUGGCCCACUUCGAAGUUACCGAGACCAGGGAGAACCUGGCCAAGCUCAGACUGAACCUGUCGAUGGCCGACACGCUCACCGACGUGCACAACCUCUGCGCCAACGUCAACAUGGAGAAGCAGCGGUUCCAGAUGCGCUACCAAGACAUGUACCUACAAUGCCAGCUCGACGACCUCAUCCGAAACUCCACGGUGGUCCUCGACUACCCGCUGCUGAAGCAGGCGGUGGGGAACAUCCACAACGGCGAGGUGGCGCUGCCCGGCAACUCGAGACUGCUGACACCGCCCCAGCAGAACCCGAUCCUGUUCCUGGCCAACUACUGCAUGUCGCAGCUCUACUCCAGGCACAUGAUGGCCAAGAACGCGGCGAACAACGGUCUCGACUACCACAACCACAACACGCUGCAACCGACGCCGCCGGUGGUCAACUACGUCAACCAGAACCCGUUGCACCAGCACCUGGUGCUGCCGCCGCCUAAGGGAGUGUACGCUGACAACAGCGUCAUCAUCCAGAACCUGGUGCACUCGCCGCAGAUGCGCAACCCGGUGAACAUGUGCCCCUUGUACUACUUCAACGUGGACGUGAACGGACAGCCUCUUGGGCGUAUAGUUAUAGAGGUUAGGGCUGACGUGGCGCCCAAGAUGGCGAAGAACUUCGGGCUGCUGACGACAGGAGAGGCGGGCAUGGGCUACAAGGGCUGCCAGAUCUUUCAGUGUUGGGAAGGCGAAAGCGUCAUCACCGGAGACUUCGAGCUCAACAACGGACGUGGCGGCAGGUCCAUCUUCGAGGACUCCUACUUCCUGCCGGACGACACCAAACUGCUGGCAGUGAGAGGCACGGUUGGAAUGAGACGCACCCAGAAGCGCCACGACAACAUGGGCAUGGUGGGAUCGCAGUUCCGCAUAAUACUGCAGGAGAUGCGGGGAUUCACCGGUAUAUUCGGUCACGUGGUCGAGGGUUUAGAGCUAGUCGAGAAGAUAAGUACGUACGGCGACACGACAGGUAAACCCACGAAGACCAUUCUCAUAGCCAAAUGCGGGAAAUUGUAAGUCCACCGGAACGGGAGGUUUCAUCGUUCGAACAAAAAAAUGUAAGCGAGGCUCCAGAUUUCCAACUGCCUAUAGCGGUGGUUUCCGAAUCCGAAAAUACCCAAUCGGGAUUACAAUUUUUCCUCAGAGCGACAAAAAAUGUAAGCAUCGUGAGUAAAAUGAACGAAACGUAUCCCAACUCCAAAUAGUAAGUCCAAACCUCAAAGGCCCAUUCGGGCUUACAAUUUUUCCUCGGUGAUUAUAAAAUUGUAAGCAGCUUGAGUGAAAGUCUAAAUAUCAAUAUAUGCCAAAAGCUUACAAUUAUUUUCAGGAUGAAAAAUAUUGUAAGUAUCAUGCCGUUGCAACUAGAAAUCGAUAUUAAAUACAACUGAGAGUCUAACUCUACAAAGUGCUUACAAUUUUUGUAAUUAUUCGGUAAAAAUUGUAAGUAUCGUACGUGAAAUGCUUAAUAUGCGGCAAACGUUUGUAAUAUUCGAAUGGCAAGUCCAAAUUUCGAACCCUUACAACCUUGCUUACAAUUUUCACGUAGUGAAAUUGUUCAUAUGGUGAUGCGAACGAUGAAACCUCUCCUUAAAUACCCCCAGUACUGACAUAUCGGAUAAUCGUAAAGAAAUCAUUUGAAAUAAAACGUAUUUAACGCUAUGGGAUCUCAGGUGUUUUCGCGAAGCUUUUCAAAGAUGAUUAAAAAAAAAACUAUAUAGCGGAUCUGCCAAACAUGAAACUUUCGUCGUUUUAAAAAUAAUCGUUUAGUAUCGAUGUUGAAUCAAACCUGUGCUUAAAUAUAAAUUCUACGAGAGAAUUUCGAAGAGAAAAAAAAAAUGUACAAAAAUAUAUCGAUGUUUAUAUAAAAAAAAAUUAUAUGUAGCUUAUGCAUAAAAAGUAGUGAAAUAUUAUGAGGGCGAGGUUCGAGAAAUUGAAAUAUAAAAAAAAUUGUACAUUCAAAUACCCGUCUUAGAAGUGAGAAAGAUCGUAUUCCGAAAGAACCUAUAUUUUCUUAAAAUGCGUGCAAAAAAUUCUAUCGAAGUUAGAUUAGCGAAAUAUCGGACAGAUUUUACACUUUUAUUUUUUGUUUGUUUUAAAGACAGAGGUCUACGUAUGAAUGUACAUUAAAUGACGUUAUAUUUUAAAUUAGUUUUUGGGAAAAGGGUGGGUAAAUAUCGUUAAAGCUGAGAAGUAUAGAAAAUAUCAAAUUGUCCCUAUUUUUUCAAAAAAAAUCUCCCGAUACCUAUUUUUUGUAAGCAGAGUAAAUUUGGAAUCGUAGUGGAUAGUGGUGAGCUUGAAAUUUCGCAAAGGGCUCCAGCCCAUGUACAAAAAAAUGAAAUUUCAGGUUUGCCCAUUUUUUUUUAGGCAGAAAUAUAAUUUUGUAAGCCCGUUUGGAACGUAUUGAGACCGUUUUUUACGCCCUGCUACCAAAAAAGGCUUCCCGGCUAUCAGUUUCUGAGCAAUUCAGGGCUUCGUAGGCAUUUCACAGUCACGAUAAGUGGACACAGACUGACUCAUAGAAGAUUUACAUUACACAAACACGUGAAACAAUUCUAGUGUAAAAGGAAACGCAAGAAACGAUAGUUGGAGAAGCCUCACCAAUGUUUUUAUCACAUACAGAAAGUUAGAGCCAAAGCUUUUUGUAAGACACUUUUUUAUAUAUGACCUUACGAUGUUCAUAACUUUCGUUUGUAACUUCUCCUUCAAACUUAAUCUUUAGAAUUCGCAAAUCGAUCGAAAAUUUACGUGUAAUUUAUAUUAUUAGGGUUGGUAAAUACACUUGAUUAAAUUGAAUUUACCAAUACAGCGAUAAGUUGUUGAACGUGUUUGAGAAUUUUAUUCAUGUUUAUCUUUUUAAUUAUUAUCUCUAUUGUAUGAAACAGUUUUAUAUUUUUACCUCGGGUAAAUAUUAUUAUUUUUAGAGAGAAAUUAUGCGCAAAUGUGAACGAAUUUUUUUUAAAUAGAGGAGUGAGGACGUUUAGCGCUAUUCAAUGUUAUUUUUAAUGAAUAAACAAUUUAUUUUAACGUUGAAGUUAGUUUUCAUUUGUUUACUAACUACCAUUAUCGAAUUAUUAAUAUCAUCCUGAAAAUCAUUUCGAACUACAUCAUACACUUAAACAAUUGUUAGUUAAACCCCAAAUUGAUUAAUUUUUUUUAAGAUUCAUUUAAAUUGUUAAAAAAAAAUUCAACACAUAUCAGAAACGUUUCUGAAAGCAAAUGGUUGUAGUAGUUCAUUGUUUUGGGCUUUAAAAGUCCCAAUAGUGAGAAUGCUUAACACACAUACAUCCUUAAAUAUGAAAUUUCGAAUACAAAAUUUUCGUACUUCCUUCAACAAUAAAAAAGUCCGUCGAAAACAACGAACUAAACAAAAAAAAUUUCAUCUAUCGAAUAGUGUAACGACAAAAUUUCAAAAUCAGCUCGGAGAAAAUGAACGAGGACAGCGUGAAAUUUCGUAAAAAAAUUGAUGCAAAAAAAUUGAAAUGUGUGAAUUUAGCCUAAAUGUGUUAGAAGUUGAAAACGUAAAACACAAUUCGCCUGAUUGUUAAGUCUAAAUGUCAGAAAUAAUCGAUGUAGAGUUACAUGGACGUUUUCGGUAUGAUGUUGGUAGCAUUGACAAGAAACAGAAAUACAAUAAUAAAAAAAAAAUCAUCCAACUCAAUGUUUUUAAUCCAUCAAUUCAAAGAACACCUCUAUUGCUACCAAUAUCGAAUCGAACAAUGUUUUGAAAAACAUUAUAGUCAAUAGUUCUUGUACGUUAGUGAAUUAGCUAUAGAACAAACGCAUCAACAUGGUAUCAGACAAAAGGAAGAUAAGCCACUGAAGGGAUGCUCCAUGCAUCAAAAGUUACAGACCGUCAAACCUCAAAUAUUAGAUCGCUAACUGACACCAUGUUUUUGCAGACCGUAAACAUUCGACAGGAAAAAAAAAAACAGAAUUAUUGAAGAGAAACAAAUUCUACCCUUUUAAUGCGAAAUAUAUGUAGCCAGUGUUUGUGCCUUUUACCUGACUAAAUAUUUGUGAUAACUAAGUACCUACCACUUCAGGUUAGUUUUCAAAAUAUAUAACUUUCCGCAACUGUGA
Harmonia axyridis is the source of this 5171-nucleotide messenger RNA. RefSeq lists its product as uncharacterized. Gene Ontology annotation, molecular function: peptidyl-prolyl cis-trans isomerase activity; zinc ion binding. Bases 450 to 2108 code for a protein of 552 amino acids. Lineage: Eukaryota; Metazoa; Arthropoda; Insecta; Coleoptera; Coccinellidae. The record is from RefSeq and is a predicted model, not a curated record. The transcript is spliced from 5 exons. Gene Ontology annotation, biological process: protein peptidyl-prolyl isomerization.